Messenger RNA from Oryzias melastigma (Indian medaka), 701 nucleotides. Its product is annotated as laminin subunit beta-1-like. The annotation marks the transcript as partial. The transcript has 4 exons. The record is from RefSeq and is a predicted model, not a curated record. Gene Ontology annotation, molecular function: extracellular matrix structural constituent. Gene Ontology annotation, biological process: basement membrane assembly; substrate adhesion-dependent cell spreading; cell migration. Gene Ontology annotation, cellular component: laminin trimer. NCBI's taxonomy places the organism in Eukaryota, Metazoa, Chordata, Actinopteri, Beloniformes, Adrianichthyidae.
GUAAGGAGGACGUCAGCCUGAGGCUGAACCUGGAGGCUGAGUUCCACUUCACUCAUCUCAUCAUGAUGUUUAAGACUUUCCGACCUGCAGCUAUGAUCAUCGAGCGCUCGGCAGAUUUCGGCAGGACGUGGCGCCCCUACCGCUACUUUGCCUCCAACUGCACCAGGACCUUCCCCGGCAUACCCGCCAAAGGCUUGCACCACAUCAACGACGUGGUCUGCGAGGAGCGCUACUCCGACAUCGAGCCGUCCACUAACGGGGAGUGUAUAUUUCUUCCUUUCACAGAACUGUUGCGCAUCACCAACCUGCGUAUCAACUUCACAAAGCUCAACACCUUGGGAGACGACCUGCUGGACCGCCGCUCUGAUGUCCUGCAAAAGUAUUACUAUGCCAUCUACGAGCUGGUGGUCAGGGGGAGCUGCUUUUGCUACGGACACGCGUCGGAGUGCGCCCCGGUGCCGGGGGUCCUCACCCGGGAGAGCGGCAUGAUCCACGGUCGCUGCGUUUGCAAACACAACACGAAAGGGCUGAACUGCGAGCGCUGCAGGGACUUCCACCAUGACCUGCCGUGGAGACCGGCAGAGGCGGAGAACCCACACACCUGCAGAGGUGCACAGGCAGUGUUUCAUUUUUACCUGCAUGUUUCUCAGGUUUAUGUAAGAGGAGAAGACCCAGAUGCAGGCUAAAGUCAAACAAAGAGA